Molecule: messenger RNA, 2196 nt
Organism: Phytophthora infestans T30-4
Lineage: Eukaryota; Oomycota; Peronosporomycetes; Peronosporales; Peronosporaceae
Exons: 2
Coding region: 1-2196 (731 amino acids)
Source: RefSeq, a predicted model, not a curated record
AUGUUGCGUCGAACGCGACUGGACAUAAGUGGUCGCUGGCGAUCGUUCUCUUCGUGCGCCUCCUCCGACUCCCUACUCGCGUACGGCGCCCGCAUCUUGCGCUGCCCAGACCCACACGAGAAGGUUUCGCUUACUUCCGAGUGCCAAACCCGCUGGCUGUCCGAGAACCUUCCAAUCUACAGCGAGUCUCAAUGGGGAGCCCACAUCCCUCCGCCGCUCCCUGCUCGCGGUCCCAAGCCCGAACUCUUGCCCCCUAAAAAGAUGCCCGGCAUGAAGCAAUUGCAGACUCAAGCCAGUAUCCCCGUUAUCAUGCUCCACGCAUUGGCGCACAUCGAAUUAGGAGCAAUCGACAAUUACUGGGACACCAUCGUCCGCUUCGACCCGAUUAAACACCAGCUGCCUCGCGAGUUCUACGACGAUUUCCUGAAGGUCGCAGGUGACGAAGCUCGACAUUUCGCUAUGGUAGACGACAGACUGAGGGAAUUAGGCUCCCACUACGGGGCCCUCCCGGCCACUAGAGCGUUAUUGGAACACGCAGCUAAUACAGCAGCAGACUUGGUUGCGAGGAUUGCGGUAGUGCCGUUAGUGCAAGAAGCAAGGGGACUGGACUCUGGAGAUCGGUUAGUUAGUCGGAUUAAAUCCAUGGGGGACAAGAAGUCAGCCAAAGUGGUGGAGCAGAUUGUCUUUGAGGAACGGGACCAUGUCAGAUGUGGCAUCAAGUGGUUCCAACAUCUCGCCAACGUGCAGAGGAGAGAGGACCACGUCACAUAUUUCCAGGAGCUGGUACUUCAGUUCUUCCCGGACGGACUACCAGGUCCGUUCGACGUGGAAGCGAGACUUGCUGCCAACAUGGGGACGGAGUGGUACCAAGCUCUGGAGAGUAAGGUCGCACACUCUGUCGCAGCCUUCGCUGCUAGCAAGAAGAAGGUGAUUCUAGCCGGAUCAGUGUGGCCAGAACGCACGAGCUCUGCCGCUGGAGUGCGCAGUGCUGACAUUAUCAGUGUGCUACAAGAACGAGGAUUCCAGGUGCUGUGUGUAUCUCCCAGUCGUCUGAAUGGGCACACAACACGGCUGGAAGAGGAGCAAGGAGUGCGCUGCAUGCAGGCAGACGCAAACACGGACGUGUUCCAGAAGGUACUGUUAGAAACGAUGCCCCAGCUCGUGGUGUUUGAUCGUUUUAUUGCAGAGGAAAUGUACGGGUGGCAAGCAAAGAAAUACGCACCCGAAGCUCUAAGAGUGCUGGACCUGCAAGAUGUUCACUUUAUCCGCCGUGCUCGAGAGUUUGCAGUGAAGAAACAAGGUGUGAACUUUGAAGAUACGUUGGAUGGAGCGCAGCUGAACAUUGAUCCAGUUGAGAAGCUUGCUAUCCGUGAAUUGGCAUCUAUCCACCGCUCCGAUCUGACGCUGUACGUGUCGGAAUUCGAGCGUGACUUGCUGGUCUCCCGGUUCCAGAUAUCUGAUGUGAGUCUGCAUCGAUGUGACUUUUUCUAUCCAGAGAUCGAGACCUCAAAGCUACGACCUUUUCAGGAUCGCAAGGAUAUCGCCUUUAUUGGAAGCUUUAAACAUGCACCCAAUGUCGACGCAGUCGAGUGGACCAAGAAGACGAUUCUCCCGUUGUUCCGCAGGAUUGGAGGCGAUGCGGAGAUCCACAUCUAUGGAUCUUACGGCGAGACUAAGCGCUUUACUAAGCUAGAGGACCCCGUACAAGGUUUCUUCAUGAAGGGCUUUGCUCCUGAUGCGCAUGAGAUGCUGAGCCAGUAUCGACUGAGCAUCGCGCCGCUACGGUUUGGUGCAGGUAUCAAGGGUAAAAUUGCAGACAGUUGGUUCGUCGGGACGCCAUGUGUGAGCACGUCGAUUGGCGCCGAGGGUAUGACAUUGGAUAGUGUUCCUUGGGGAGGUGUGAUUGCCAAUGUUCCUCAGGAUUUUGCUACCGAGAUGCAGCGUCUGUACAGUGAUAAACCCAAAUGGAGCGCUGCGCAAGGUGCUGGUGUAAAUACGUGUUUAACGUCCUACAAUCGUUCGAACAACGCUGAUAGCUUGAUGGAACGCGUUGAGCGCUUGAUGCAGGACAAACACGCAUUACGACUGGAGAACUGGAUGGGGCGCAUUUUGUGGUCCGAGAAAUUCCGCGCGACUGAGUACAUGUCCAAAUACAUUCGUGGGAAGAGCGAAAGAGUAGACAAGAUAGAGAAAUAG